ACGGUAUGUUUUGUGCAACUUGUGUUCUAUCGGUGAAAGAAAAAGAUUUGCCAACACAGAAGGGGGAAAAGAGAAAAGUUAGGGUUUUAAAGCAGGAAUAGCCAGUGAUGCAUUGGAUUACAGAAGAUGUCACUCCACCAAAUGUUCCGCCAUCGCAACCACCAUCUUCGCAUCUAGAUGCCAAUCCUCCUUCAGAUAUCAUGUCAGAAGCGUUAUCAAGUAUGAGUUCUCUAAUCGGUAAGAAAAUGGCCUUGAUUUCCAUCUCAUCACCCUCAACCAAUUCUACUCCCAAGCGCAGCUAUCAACAGAUUUCCGAAGACACUGAGAUGGCUGUGGAUCAAUCUAGUUCUCCACCCCGAAAAAUCAUCAAACAAAGUACGGGGGGAAUUAUACAAUGUUGGUGGCAUAUCGUCUGUGGUUGUAACGUGAGAUACCGUAUCGACAAUAUCAAGUCCCAGAUUUUCAGAAUUUCAGCCGGAGAGACCAUUAUAGAGGUACCAUUUAGUAAGGAUUUCGUUCACUUCGACUGUCCCUGUGGGUACCGUGUUGAGUUAACUACCAAUGUGAGGAGACCAGUAAAGAAAACUAAGAAAAAGGUACGGAAGAAAUAUAAAUCCAAACCUAUUCGACAUUUAUGAUUAAUCUCUAUUUUUGAAUUUAACUGUGGAAUUAUCAACUGAACAUUAGUAUUAGCAUCUUCUUGUAAACUGAACACUAGAAUUAUCCCUGUCUCAAUCAACCUUUCUUAUUGUAAACCACUACUGUUAGCUUAACUCUUUGGAGCAUCG
Papaver somniferum (opium poppy) is the source of this 788-nucleotide messenger RNA. RefSeq lists its product as uncharacterized. The transcript is spliced from 2 exons. The record is from RefSeq and is a predicted model, not a curated record. Bases 108 to 638 code for a protein of 176 amino acids. NCBI's taxonomy places the organism in Eukaryota, Viridiplantae, Streptophyta, Magnoliopsida, Ranunculales, Papaveraceae.